Messenger RNA from Verticillium alfalfae VaMs.102, 561 nucleotides. RefSeq lists its product with no specific name. Lineage: Eukaryota; Fungi; Ascomycota; Sordariomycetes; Glomerellales; Plectosphaerellaceae. The transcript is spliced from 2 exons. The coding region runs from base 1 to 561 and encodes 186 amino acids. The record is from RefSeq and is a predicted model, not a curated record.
AUGCAGUCCGUUUUCUCCUCAGUUCGAGACGGCCUGGACGCCGACUGCUCGAUAUGCUACGAGCAGGUCGGCCGCGUCAAGCCCGAGGGCACCAUUGAGUCGUGGCUGCACUUCCCCUGCGGUCACCGCUUCGGCAGCCUGUGCCUCCUCAACUGGCUCUUCGCCGACACCGUCACCAAGUUCGACUGCCCCAUGUGCCGCCGCCUGCUGCACUGGGAAUGCGGCCACCUCGCCGUGCCGAGCCCCGCGCCCUUCAGCAGGAAGGAGGUCGCCUGGUACGCCGCCGAGCCGCGGCGGCCGCUGCCCGGGCCCUGCGAGUUCUGCCAGGAGUGGUACAAGGCCGGGUUCCGAGAGCGCAUGGAGCGCCGGAGCAAAAAGGUCAUGCGACUACUUCGGGACCGCAAGGCGUCGGUCCUGCAGGCCAUACUCGUCAGAGCACGCGUCGAGAGGGACUAUCGUGAUGAUGUGUGGAGACACUGGUACACCGAGAGGCUGGACGAAGCUCUCAUGGAUGGAGACGUCUUGUGGCCUCCAAAGAGGGGACCAGCGAGGAGCAAGUGA